AUGGACACGUCUGUGCGCGCUUCGGUGGAAAAGGCCGUCUAUGAAGAGUUGCAGGCAGCAUGGGGGCCACUCCCCUUGAGUCGUGACUGGCUGUCUGAGUGUAUUGCGUACCUUACGACGAAAACCCCUACGAUAUGCGGUGAUUCUGCCGCGUGCCUAGAGCAGGUACGCGCCCAGCUGCUCGUCUCAAAUCUGGCGGACUCGAUGGAGGCAGCACAACCCACACCACGACUACUUCAAAUCACACAUGUCAUGGAUGUGGGUGUCUCUGCUCAAGCACUACGCGACAUUUUUGCUGCACGACAUACAGAGCCAGGCACCCCCUUUCCACGAGGCAUGCUUCGCUGGCACCUAAGUGACGGACACCAGUCGAAAGACCUUGUCGCGUACGAAUAUACUCCUAUCCCGGCUUUGUCUCUGGACACACCCCUCGGCACAAAAAUUUUAGUACGCGAGUGUGUUUAUGAUGACCAAGUACUGCUCUUAGAAGCGCCCCAUAUACAUAUCCUCGGUGGAUUUGUGCCUGAAUGGAACAUUUAUGCCGACCUAGCCGCCCAAAUAUCAGAGAAGCUAAGUGUGGACGUAAAGCCAUGGCCAGCAUCCAACGCAUUGCCGCCGGCACGUAGGGUAGAGGCAUCACACGCCUCGUCGGCGCCUGCACGGCCCUUGUCCAGCAUGACAGAGGUCAAGGCACCUACGGCGACCGUGUCUGCAGCACCGCCAUCAUUGUCUGAGCCAUGGUCAGACGACGUGAUGGACGAAUGGGAUUGGGAUGCGGAAAGAGCCUCGCACGCUGGCGCGCGUGGCCAGUCCUACUUCAGUAUGCAUGCGGAGAUGCAUGCUGUGACAUCCGCGCUGCGUGGAGCGCGCCCCCAUAACAUUCCACGGAGCAGUGUUCUGCUUGAUCCGAUGGAGUCAACGUGCGCGCAGUUCCAUGAUAUGACCCUCGAGAUGCAGGAUGGCUCCCGCUGCAGCGACGUGCCCACAGCUGCCACCAAGCGCGUGGCUGCUGGAAUCAAAGCCAAGUGUGACCGGGCUUUGGUCGAGGGCGCGAAGCGGGAGCAACAACGCAUCGCUUUUGCCCCCGAUAGCGAGUGUGUGCGCCACGGGCAUGGACUGUGGGCUGGCAAUCAGGAGGCGCGUCGAUUGCGUAUUGAGCAACAGGAACUCAAGGCAGAGCGGCUAAAGCGUCGUAAAGAGCAGAAGAUGGCGCGGAAGGCGCGAGGCGCCAAACAGACGAGUUCAAGUGAGAGUGCCAGUAGUGACGUGACGGAUGCUGGUACUACAAGCCUCUCCUCGUCAAGUGAGUCAUCACCGCCUUCGACGCCGCCGCCAGGGAGUGUAUCGCCUCCUCCCAUGGAAAAUGGUACAGAGCUGGACUCGUGUACGUCCACUACGUUGGGCUACCGCAAAGUAGCACGAAGACCAUUGCAAAGCAUGGCAGAUUCUCGUGUUCGUGGAGCGGAUUUUGCCAUAAGCACGGAGGCAGCUGCUAGCUCCGGUCUUAAGGAGUCAGCUGUGCCCAGCGAUGAGAUGGUGCCACGAACGUCCCAUGAGCUACUGAGUGAUUCCGAUAUGGAAGAGAGCGGAAAGCAAGAGGCUCAAACCCAUAUGCUUCGCACACCUAUGCGCCUAUAUCAGAACGGUAUGGCGUCGCGCAACGCUGCGUCGUCCUCGUACUUUGUGACGGUCGUACCGCCAGCCGAUUUGCCGACCGAGUCACUUCCACGCAACGGCGGUCAUCCGUCCAUGGCGCGGCGUGGUACACUUCUCCCACUCUAUCCGACGCUGGGUGGACAGCUAUAUGCCAUUGCACGCGAAUAUGGCCUGCCCAGUGUGGGCGGUCUCUCGCUGUAUCUUCUCGAUGAUGGAAAGGGUAGUGAUGGCCCUCGUAUUGGCGAUGCUACAUGGGCCGCCUUAUGGAGCGGCUUUUUCGAGGAUGAAGACCUCGACGAAACGUCUGGCAUGAUGAGCACAGACAACGCCGAGGUCGACUCCUUUGGAAAGGUCACCCCGUUGCCGUAUGCUCGGCGUGGCCCCAUAUCACCGCAUCAGCGCCAGAAUUAUCAGGCGCUCAGUGGGGGCACACCGAUUAUGCGUCGGAUACACCGUGUCGCGAGCAACACGAGCAUGAUGUCGACAAACUCGGCCUCAGCAGCUUCCUAUACGCUAGAGCAUGGCCGUCUGCCGAUCGUCGGCAAGUUUGAGUGGGCUGUCGAUCCAAACCGGGCCAAAUGGUGGCGUUCUUUUAUUUCGCAUGCUGAAACCGUGUCAGAGACCAAUUCUCCACGUCGGGCCGGCCCAUCGGAGGCCCCAGUCCUGCCCACGCCACGCAGCAACAGCGGCCCUCGCCCGUUGCAUCUGGCUUCGCUCGCUUCGCCGCCAUCGUCGCGCACACUGCCGCAGCCUCCUACGACCUUCGAUGUUCCCUCGCGGGGGCUGCAGGGACCCGAAGCGGGCAUUAUUGUGCCAGAAGACAACGACGUGCAAGUACGUGAUGCCCCGAUUAUUGCUGCAUCGCCCAACUUGGAUGCGGCGCCUGAGCAGGGUCAGGAGCUGCUUGCUGCGCCUAGCAGUGUGCCGGAUGUGUUUACACCGCCGUCGACCAACGAAGGCAUGAUGACCGCGCCGACGUCAGUCGCGGAGGAGCCGCUGCCGGGGCAAGAGAAGGCACCUACUGCAUCGGCACGUGCGGUGCCUCCACCGCCGUCGGCAUCGACGCGAGAGCCGGAGGCAUGGAGUGUGUCGCAAGGCCAAGUAGUGCGCCCCCAUGCGAUGACGGCGGCAAUGGCGGCGCUCACAAGCGAUUCUCUUGCCCCCUCAACGCGGGCACUGCCCACGCCGCCGCCGCCACCUGCCCGUCCGCCCUCGCAUCCAAGUGCCUCGAAGCCUGAGAGUAUCAAGUCUGAGCCCGAUACAAGCCAUGACAAUGACUCGACACACUCGAAGAAGGAAAAGCCGACGGUCGUCGCUAGCAUCUCUGCGGCGGCGUCGCGCCUGUUUGGCACGCAACACAAGCAUACAGACUCGAGCUCGUCGGCGCCCGAACAGAAGACAGAGUCCACUACGGCCGACUCCAAGAAGGACGAGUCAUCACGCUCCGUUUCAGACAGUACCAAGGCAGCUGCUCAGGCCGUACUGGAAGGCAAGCCACGCACGCCGCCCUCGCCGCAACUUGAUGUAGAAGAGGCGCGUGAUCGUUUGAUUGAGCGUGAGCGUGCCACGGCCAAUGCUCGUCGGCAUAUGCAGCGAGCGUCCAUUGACGUUCCGCGCUCAGUGAAGCGUGCCUCCGCACGUAUGUCGGAAGUUAUUUCGCAGCCUGAGGAGGAGAUGGAAGCGGCCUCCAUGCACAAGCGUAAUGCCAGUGCUACGCGUUUCGAGGCGCAUGGCCCUAUUCUCGACGCUGUGCAUGAAGCGCCACCACGCCGCCCUCUGCCGCAGCCGCAAGGCCCACCGCUGGACCCUUCGGCGACGCCUGUGACGAUGACAGGGGUCGGUGCAGGCGCAGGAGCUGGCGCUGCGGCGAUUGCAGCGUCUGCAGGGAUGCCGACUGUCAGUUCGGCGCUAGCCCAGGACCAAGCGAAGUCCAAAGAAGCUACAUCGAUCCCGCCUGCGGAUGGUGCAUCGAAGCGCCCUGUGCCCACAGCGCACGAGAUGCUCUCUCGCCGCCUGGCGCAAAACGCUUCGUCCCUUCGAUCACCGAUUGUGCUUGACCAGUCUUUGCCUGGCGAUGCGCCGACAAGCAACAGCAUCAUCACGGAGCUUUCGCCACCGACUUCGACUGAUACAAAGGCCGGCGCCAUGGGCGACAAAGAGAAUGCCAACGUGACCUCCCCGACCGUCCCUCUCUCGGAGAUGGAUCAGAUCCUGCCUUCGGUAAAAGAUACCUCGGCCAAGAAGGAGAUGACAUCAAGCGACAAUGACAUUGACACGGCGCUUCUGACUACGCCGCCGAAGACAAUGGCGCAACGGAAGCUGCAUCGCUCCUCUCAGCAGGUGCCCGACGCGCCGACAGUAGCGCAGCUGAACCGCCAGAACAGUGUCGACUUUAACAACACUCUAGGCGACCUGCAGCGUGCGCUGGACUUGCUGUCACCUCGUCGUGCGUCGACAAAGCGCAGCAGUUUAGGGCGCCAGAACAGUCUGAUGGGCAACGCAGAGAAGCCCAUGUCGGCCAAGGACAUGUUUAUGGCCGAGAGCGAGAUGAUGGAGCAGCCGCCAAGCGAUCUCCAGAAUGCGCAUUCGCCAGACCAAUUGGCCACCGGUAUGACGACGCCCGCGUACGUUCGCUACGGUAUCGGUGACAUCUCAGUCCAAAGCGACCAGAGCAUUUUGUCCGUGGAGCGCAAGCGUUUGAGUUUCCGUGAAAAGCAACAAGGUGAUGCGCCAUCGCAUGCCAAUGUGCUCAACACGCGCCAUCUCAACGAAGAGCAGGAAGCGUCGACCACAGGCCCUGCGUGGGAUCCGAUGCCUAUGGGCGAAACAUCGGCUUGGAGUGCUGACCCCACGCCCAACCCCGACCAGGUGACGCAGUGGGGUCAAGGACCUCGGCCUACGUGGGAAAUGGACGAUGCACCACCGAUCUGGCAAUCGAGCGCGGCCUCGACCUUGCCGACUCGUGCCAUGGUCACCGAGGAGCCGAAGCCUGUACAGUCUAUACCGUCCACUCGCGUGCGCGAUUCACAACAGUCCCAAGCAUCGUGGCCUGGUGAGUCAAUGCCGCCCACAGAGAACGACAGUUUUCAGCGUCGUGAUUCGCAAUCGCUCACACACCGACCUGUCAUCGCGCUGGAUCAGGGCCGGACAUCAAGUGAUCUCGUGACACCCAGCACGGCACCGGUGCCGGCCGCACGCCGUGCCGUGCCAGACGCACAGGCAGCUCCAUCUGUGUCACAGCCUGCUCAACCGACACCGCCACAAGCGCAGCCAACUACGGAGCAGGUGCAGAAGCCCACAGCGCCCGUCGCACCGGCAUCCACUGCCGCGGCCCAGCCGCCGCCGCGUACGGUGCCUGCUGCAGCGCCGAUCGGUGUGUUACCCGUAAACAUCCCGCCCCACGACGGUGCAUGGAGUGUACGCUGGGACCCGCCGGCACCACCGGCGCUGCCUGAGGGUGGAUCUGCACCACCGCCACCGCCCAAGCGUGACGAGACGGAGGAGUCACUCGAGGCUAUGCUGCAGAACAUGCAGACGCGAGAUGCCCAGUCUACAGCCCCUGCGGUGGGAGCAGCAGCCCAGGCUGGUACGACGGCCCCGGUUCCUAUGAACGACGAGUGGGCUCGCUUGGCAGCACAGCAGCAGCCAUGGUCGGUGAAGGGUUCGAUGCCGCUAGCUUCACAAACCACCGGAAUGAUGCACACGCCGGUGCGAACGUCCCAUUCGGUGGACCUCUCCACCAUGUCGCAAGGAGCGAUGGAGAGUGGGCGUGUGACACCUCCGAACGAAGGGCCCUUGCCAGUGUCGACUAUGAGCCCCAUGAGCCCGAAUCAAAGCAGCUCAAGCUUGCCCAAGUCGAAUUCCAGCAAGGAUCUGUAUCGGAUGUCCACAUCGCCUCCACCGGGACAGGGUCGCAACAACUUUUUGGCCAAGAUGUCGCCAAAGUUCAAGUGGCCACGUCGGAAGAAGGACGAGAAGCGGGCCCACGUGUCGUCCACAGGCUCCAAUGGUAUGAUUCCAAGCCUCCCGUCGGGCGGUAUCUCGGAGGAUGAGCUGGCGAACAUGGACAAGAGCCGGAACUCGACCAUGUCGCUCUCGUCGGUUGGUCGUGGUCUGCGUAUGACACGGAGCAACUUGCAGGCGACAGACUCGAACAUGAUAUCCGGGUCGCCUGUUUUGCCGCAGCCGUCGAUGCCUUGGGAUUCACAAGGUAUGAUGUCGUCACCUAGUGGUAGUGUGAUCGACAAAGGCUCGCAGCAGGGUUUGUCCAGUCCGUUCUCGACCCACAGUGAGCUCUUCCCGGAGCCCAAUACGAGUCGCAUGUCGGCGGGUGAGCAGCCGACCCCUACAUCCAAUGCGGCCUUUGUGUUUGACGAGCCUCCGGCACGCAGUAUGAAUAUAUCACAGCCAGGUCAGCCUACGCAGCCACUGCUCUCGGACAUGUACCAUGCAUCCAUCGAAGAGCAGAGCCAUCCACCUGCCUCGGCCUCGCUGCCGCAUUCCAACUCGACGGAUACGAUGGCCCUUGCGCCCGGUGCGCCAGGGAUCCCUCCGACCACAGUCUCGACCCACUCCAGUGCCCCGUCGCUCAUGUCUCAGGACCAAGCGCGCAUGGCCUCCUGGCAAAUGCCUGGACGUGUAGGACAAACGCAGGGGAAUCAAACGCAUUUCCCUCCGCCUGUCAACCAGCAUAUGAAUCAGCGUAUGUCAGGCUCCAGCACCGUGUCGCAGUCGCAACCCUCGCAGAUGACGUCGUCGACAUCUACCUUGCCACAAGCAUGGCCUUCGACGACGAACCAAAUGCAGCAGACACAGACGCAAGCACAGCCGAUGCCAUCGCAGCCAUCGGCGUCGACGUUGCUGCCAUCGCAAGCGCUGAUGCAUUCGCCAGCGCAUGCACAGGGUCCGCCUACGGCCAUGAGCGAGGCUGGCCAGCAUGGUCCCACACCUCCCGCAAGCUCGGCGCCGGCGCCGACGUCGCUGCGAACAGACUUGUCCGCGCAGGGCCAUGAAACACUGCACCAAUUGGAGCAAGGGAAAGACAAGAUCACGAACGGUGUACGUCACAUGUUCAACCGUAGUUAG
Messenger RNA from Malassezia pachydermatis, 6741 nucleotides. RefSeq names its product proteophosphoglycan ppg4. The coding region runs from base 1 to 6741 and encodes 2246 amino acids. Gene Ontology annotation, cellular component: RecQ family helicase-topoisomerase III complex; nuclear body. Gene Ontology annotation, biological process: double-strand break repair via homologous recombination; resolution of meiotic recombination intermediates. The record is from RefSeq and is a predicted model, not a curated record. The transcript is spliced from 5 exons. Lineage: Eukaryota; Fungi; Basidiomycota; Malasseziomycetes; Malasseziales; Malasseziaceae.